This is a messenger RNA of Magnolia sinica, 535 nucleotides long. Its product is annotated as protein GAST1. The transcript has 4 exons. The coding region runs from base 89 to 418 and encodes 109 amino acids. The record is from RefSeq and is a predicted model, not a curated record. NCBI's taxonomy places the organism in Eukaryota, Viridiplantae, Streptophyta, Magnoliopsida, Magnoliales, Magnoliaceae.
AAGCCCAAAGUGGCCAUCCAAACUCCCUCAUUCUCAUCGGAAGCUCUUCCAUUCCUUUGCUUUUUCUUUCUCCUUUUGAAAUUCAGCUAUGGCGAGGAGUCUGUCCAUUGCAUUCCUCUGUAUUGCAAUGAUGUUUGUACUCUCGAAGCAAGACGAGACUGGCGCGGAGACACCAGAGGCGCAGCCUACCAACCUUCCUAUGUAUGGAACCACUCAAGGAAGCCUACAUCCUCAAGAAUGUUCACCGCGGUGCACGGCUAGAUGCUCGGCCACUGCAUAUAAGAAGCCGUGCAUGUUCUACUGCCAGAAGUGCUGCGCCAAAUGCUUGUGUGUGCCACCCGGCACGUACGGGAACAAGCAGUUCUGCCCUUGCUACAAUAACUGGAAGACCAAGAGAGGUGGGCCCAAGUGCCCGUAAUUCCAGCCAAUCAUCAUCAGUCCUCCCACGUGCGGAUUGGAUCAUCUUUUGCCACGUGUCAUCUCAAGUUCGAUGUUGUUUUCCUUAAUUAAUGAAAGUCUCAUUAUAUGUGUUGUA